UUGAACCUUUCUUGAUCACUGCAUCAGAGAGAGUAUCUUGAGGUUCGAUUAUCUGUACCAUUGGUCACCUUGACUUGUCAUCCUUUCUUGUUUAGUUGUUUCAUAGCCAUGUCUCAUACUCCGGUAUCGAUGGAUGCCCCGUUGGACGGGCUUGCAUGUCUGCACUUUGCUCUGAUUUAUAUCGAUGACAACGGGAAAUUACGCUUCGAAGCAUCACCUUCGAUUGCAGACAGCUGCCAAACAAUCUUGUCACCGAACGUGACCGAAAGCUUUCUACGCGCCGUGGCCUUGUCGGGAAAAGAUGAGUCGAAUAAACUUCUGGAAGGGUCAAGAGGCAGAAGUCCAUUGACGCCAGAGUCUCCCAAUAGCAAGUCGAUGUUCCGCGCUACCCCAGAGCCAUCUUCCAACAAGCGAAAACGAGUAUCGCAUGAGUGUCUUGUACCAAUGAGCAUUACCUGUCACCAGAAGACCAUGCUUCCUGUUCGCAAUGCAAGUGUUCUCCGGAGAUACUACGAGAAGGCCUUCGAUGGCCUACAACAGAUCAACUGCCGCAUUCUCGCCAAAGCAUAUAUCAAGCUUGUUGAACCCCGCAAGCAGGUCAACUACCCGUACAAUGGACGCAAGAUCAUUUCUGGGACCUCUCAACAAUUUGAUCCCGAGCUCACCAAGCCAGCAUGGUGGCCGGCAGGCGUUACCCACCGAGAACCUGACCACCUGCUUAAGAAUGAGAGAAUCAAACUCUUGGUACACAUUUUGUGCGAACUGCGUGAAAGUCACGCCAUCUGCGUCGAGAAGCUCAAAGAAGCGGAUCAAUCUGUACGCCGGCAAAUAUCACCUGUCGAACGGUUAGCUAUCCUUGAUGAGAUCUACCAUGUUCGAGGGGAGGAAGAACGGUACUUGGAAGGCAGAACGGAUGGGCCCAUGGUAGUAUGCGUAUCGCGGGUCCACCUUCCGGAGCAGCUCGCCGACAGUCAAGCAAUGGGGUCGCCGACCGGUUCCUCCAUGAAAGACAGCAUCAACCCUGUAUAUCGGAAAGAGAUCCCUGACAUGGAAUCCCAUACCUCAGUCUUCCCCUCCACUAGCAGCUCCCCCGUGCCGCCGAAGGGCAGUCACAGCACUGGUCCCGCCAAGUCCAUUGACCCCUGCAAAGGCCCUACCAUCCAGGUUUCGUGGGACAGCAGCAACCACACUUCUUCAUAUGCACCCAUUAGCAGCAGCAGCGCCACGAGAAGGUCACGCGAUGGCGAGACCGCCGCUGGCUACCCUCUUGACCUGGCCAGCAGCUCCAUGUAUCACCACGAGCCAUCCUCACUUGACGCCAGCACGUUACCCCUCCGAUAUUAUCCUCACACCCAAGCGCAGCAGACGCUGCCUGUGAUCGGGUUAUCGAGCAGUGAUCUUGGAGGAGGCAUGCCGAACCCGUAUUAUUUCAAUUAUUGAUCAUCAUAUUUGCAUCGAACGAGGACUUAGAACAAUCGCGUUGUCUCGCUCCCACCGGGUGGUUGAGAGGGUCGCAUCACUGGGCGGGAUCGUUCCACUAACUUUAGUUUUUAAUAUCGGAUGAACUUAUCAUAUAGAGAAGGAAGGAAGGAAGGAAGGGAAACAUAGAAGGUCUUACAUGUACUUACCUCUUUUCUUUUGUUUUUGACUCCGCCCAUUUUCGGUUUGCAUAUGCAUGGAGGAGGGUUUAGAGGGCUGGUUGUAUAGAUGAGAUGGGAUGAAAAAGGGGAGCGCAUUGAUGUACAUAUUCCCAAUACUUAAUCAUAG
Aspergillus saccharolyticus JOP 1030-1 is the source of this 1767-nucleotide messenger RNA. RefSeq names its product DUF2841 domain-containing protein. The record is from RefSeq and is a predicted model, not a curated record. The transcript is spliced from 6 exons. NCBI's taxonomy places the organism in Eukaryota, Fungi, Ascomycota, Eurotiomycetes, Eurotiales, Aspergillaceae. Bases 109 to 1440 code for a protein of 443 amino acids.